Anopheles stephensi (Asian malaria mosquito) is the source of this 5877-nucleotide messenger RNA. RefSeq names its product probable RNA helicase armi (gene armi). The transcript has 4 exons. Lineage: Eukaryota; Metazoa; Arthropoda; Insecta; Diptera; Culicidae. Gene Ontology annotation, molecular function: ATP hydrolysis activity; helicase activity. The coding region runs from base 1718 to 5398 and encodes 1226 amino acids. The record is from RefSeq and is a predicted model, not a curated record.
AUGACACCCUGCUUUUGAUUACCAAAUUGGCAAGCGCAAACAGAAGUGCUCCUUUUCGUUUCGCAAAUUGUUGCGGUUACCUUAAAACGCACACCUGAUAAUCCUCGUUUUAGUGAAACUAUCCUCUGCCAUCAAAUAUAUAAACGUGUUGCACACCACCAUUGGUGUGUUCGGAAUGGUUAAAACCACACGGGAACGCGGGGUGUAACGAAAUCGCAUAGGAUAGGCAGAAUUCCAGGAAGGCGGAUGCUUGCUGGGAAGAAAAAAGCUUUUUAAGCGACUGGAUGAAAUUCUACACAAAAUAUGUCUAGCAGCGAUCUUGCAUCUAAAGAAGCCAUCAAAUGCUGCCUUCCGGUGUGCAGUAGCAGUAGUAGGGAAUGAUGGGCAGCCUUUGCGAAUGGAAUCAGUUGCUCGUUCACGGGCCAGCUUGGCAACGAGCGGUCGAGACAUCGUGGAAUAAAAGCUAUCCGAGGGAAGUAUACACCGUGUACGGUUGGUAUGGUAACGGUGAAGGCGUUCGGUAAGAAUUAAGGACACGUUUCCUUAUUGCAUGUUGAUUUACUCUGGAUGAUAAGUUCGGUAAAGUAACGUAAAACAUGGCUAUCGCGGUUAUAUUUGAACGCUUUGUGAAAAAACCAUUAAGGCAGUUCGAUAACAGUUCCACCGAUGAUCUUGUCCCGUUCGUGGUAUGCCAACUUUUGAGACCCCGUGCUAGGAUUAACUGUUUCGUUUUGCAUUUAAGUUGAGCGACGUCGUCGUUUCAAUAUAAACGAUAAAAUCAAGGAACUGGGCACACUGCUGCCGAAAAACAUGGAAGGAUCUAGUAGCGAGCUGAACGGCAAAGAUGGUCGCGUAAAUAAGGGAACCAUUCUGAAAGGGACGGUAGACUAUGUAAAGGAGCUCAAGCUAGAGGUCAGCAUGCUGAGACGUAACGAUGAACUCGUUAUGGCACUACGCAAUGAAAACGCAAUGCUGCUGAAGCGUGUUGCGGUAAGUUGGUUUUACUUUGCCUACAAACGAUGAUCGUACGAUUACCAUUGCUUCUGUUUACCGAAAAAGUUCCUCACCGAUGUACGCAUUUAUCCACUAAUGUGUCUAUAAGACACGCAAAUGACUAAUGAAAAGAACUUUCAGUCCUAUUAGCAUAGUCCCAUAGCACCAAGGUAAGGUACCUACUUCUAAAAGUCCAUAGAUUUUCCUCCUGCUCGCUGCGGAAAAAAAAUGUUCGUGCAAGUAUAAACAUUAAAGAUCGCAUCCAACAGCAGCACGCAUCUGCCCGAUCGUCCCGUUUUGCUAAUCUACGCUUUGUUCCUUUCUUUUCGAAUUCGCGUACCGCCCAGUCGAAGGUAGAGCAGCAACUGGCGCCGUCAAAGGAUGGCAUCAUCGGUGUAACGUUCUACAUCUUUGUGGACAUGUGCGAAAACAAUCUGCAGCUAGAAAACCACGCCAACCGUCUGCAGAGUUUGCGCAAGGAACUAAAUUACGUGAAGGAAACCGACUGGCAGUAUGAUUCAAUCGAAAAGAUUCUUGGCCAAAAUUGAAUAGUCUGAACCAAAGCUGUCGGUACAAACAAAUGUGACCCGUGCGCAUAGCGUGCUUAUUAGUUUUUCUUUUUUUUAAGUUCAUUUUUAAAUCACUUGAAAAUUGUGCCUUGUUCUUUGUGUAAUAGUUUUAUAAUACAGUCAACAAAAAAAAGGGCGCAAGGCACGAAUUCAAAAUGUUUCGUCUCACGGCGUGGUUCAUACGCAAGGCGUGGGAAAAGACGCCAAACCAACAACUAUCGCUAGCAGAAAAUAUACGUCUGUACGAGGAAAUGCUGCAACAGGAGGACGAAAAUGAUGGUAAAAAGAAGCAGGAACAGAUCGUCAAACAAGCGAUUGAACCAACGGAUUGUUUCCAAACGACCGGCACAAUCACAGAGGUGCGGGCAGACUACAUCAUCAUCGAUGGCAUCUAUUUCGUGCCGAAAGCUUUGCUGAAAAACACCGAAGCGGGUGCCCAUGUGGAGGAAAACACUAAGGUUCAGUUCUUGGCCAAUCGUAAGACGGACCCUCUGUCAGGCGAAACGUCCACGAAGGUAGUGAAAAUCAUUUCCAUACUAGGCAACCACUGGAGCGGUGGUGAUACAGCAGCAGCAGCAGCGACUGAAGAAGAAGAUUGGACACAGCAAACCGAUACAACUACCACCAACGCCACCACAUACUACAAGAGCAAUAGGCGACGUGAACCGGGCACCGUGAUCGGCAAUGAGAACGAUAUACUGAUGGUGGAAACCGAUGCUGGUGAUCCGAUCAGUGUGAACAUUGACAAAACCAGCAUGUCAUUCGUGCCGGCAAUGGGGGACUACGUGACGCUGGACUGUGUCGUACAGAUGGACGGCAAGUUCGUCGACUUUAAGGGUGAAGUGUUGGAGGUGGUGGGCAUCGAACCAACACGCAUCGUCUCCGACAUCGGUACGAUCGUGGCGAUCGAGCAGGAGGGCGGUGAAAUCCGUGCUACCGCCUCAAACAGUACGGUCAUCUAUCAGGCGACCAUACUGACCGACUAUCGGCCGAAAACGGGUGACCGGGUGGAGUAUAAAGCCGUCGAAAAUAAGCACGUGCGUAUGCGCUGCAUCAGUGUGAAGCUGCUUGCGCCAGCCGUCAUGAAAACGUUGGAAAACAAUCCAUCGCAGGCACCGUUUCGAAAUGGCAACACCAGACCGACCAAUAGCUUGUGGCAGGAUAAGCACGGUAUUCGCAUUACCGGCGAGUUUGACGUCACGCUCAAGGAUGGCCAGGAUCGGGCAUGUCGGAAGGUGGUGAUAAAGAACGAAUCGGACAAACAGCACAAGAUACUGAAAAUGCUCGGUCCGAAGAGUGACAUGCCGCAGGUAUGCCUCAAGUCACCGGUUGCACACGCCCAAACCUUCCUGUUCCCGGGCGAAUCGGUUGAGUACGAGUUUGAGAUAUCGGGUGGAGGAAUAUUCGGACGGAACGAGGAAUCGUGCAUAUGGUGCUUCGGAGGUGCAUUUCGUAUCGGGCGCAUUUUUCGCAUCACAGUAGGCGAUACGAACGAUGAACGGUUUCCCGCAGCAACGACGAUCGGCGGCGGGAGCUUCGGGAGGGUUUCGUACUGUAAGAAGCAGCUUGCCCUGCUCAACAUGAGACGUGCACCGGGCACGGUCCUGGCCGGCCGUGGCUUUGGCAAUCGUAUGAACUUUAUCGCAAACCCGCUGCCCGCCUACAACGUACCGUCGGAGCUGUUCGACAUUCUCCUGACGACGCAAAGCCGUGCCGAGGUUAAGAACAUACUCGAACGUGCUCCGUACUGCUUGAACGAACCGCUGUCUCCCCUGAACUAUAGCAGGCUGAUGAAAAAUUUCAUCUAUCUCGAGGAAAUAGCGCUGCAGAUAGAGUUCCGCAAGCAUGACAUCGAUAGGGCACACUUCACGGCCGAGGACAGCUUUCUGGCGCUGGAGGUGCCGAACAUUGUCGAAGCGCGACCUUCCAUCAUGGUGGGCGACGCGGUGCGUGCCACUGCACCAUGGACCAAGGACACGACCAUCUAUCAGGGCAUCAUCCACCGAGUGCUGCAUAGCCGCGUGUUGCUCAAGUUUGACCAAACGUUCCACGCACGGUACAAUGGCGAAAGUUACGCGAUUCAGUUCACGUUCGGGCGGACCGUGUUCCGCAAGCAGCAGCACGCGAUCAAGCGCGUACAGCAGACGAUGGGAUUCGAGUAUCUGUUUCCCGAGCGAUUGCAGCUACAGGAACCGCUGCUGAACGUGCGCCUUCACGCGGGUACCCAUGAUAUGAUACUGGAGGAAAAAAUGGCCGACGGCAAAACGGUGUCCCGCGGGCUGCCGUGGUGUAACGCAGCACUGAACCGGUACCAGAAGCAGGCGGUCGUGAAUGUGCUGCGGGGCGAGGCUCGUCCCACUCCGCACAUCAUCUUCGGACCACCGGGAACGGGGAAAACGAUCACCAUCAUUGAGCUGAUUCAUCAGCUGGUGGCGAAUGUGCCCAGUUCGCGCGUGAUCGUUGUUACGCCGUCAAACAGUGCGGCCUACCUCAUUACGGAACGAUUGGCAAGGGGCGGUAUUUUACAGCCGGGUGACUUUAUACGGCUCGUUGCCAUGAGCCAGGUGGAGCGGGAAUCGGUGCCGGAACAUCUCGCCCAGUACUGCGCCACCGUAGAUGUGGCCGACGAGCGUAGCACGUUCGGCGAUGUGCUGGUAACUGAGUCGGGGCUGCGCAUGAAGUUUCAGGCCAAACACAUCGGCCGGCACCGUGUGACGAUCAGCACCUGUCUCGGUAUUGGCUCGCUGAUGAUGAUGAAGUUUGAUCCGAACCACUUCACGCACGUGAUUAUCGAUGAGGCCGGCCAGGCGAUGGAACCGGAAACGUUGAUUCCAAUCUGCCAAGUUGGCCGGACGAGCGGUACGGUCGUGCUGGUCGGCGAUCCGAAGCAGCUCGGCCAUUCCGUGCAUUUCGCCGACGGUGAGCAGUGGAACAGCAACCUGUCGCUGCUCGAACGGUUGCUCGAUCGGCGGCUGUACUCCGUCGAUCGGCGGCGCUUUUCCGAGGAAGAAACGGCCGGUUACGAUCCACGGCUGGUGACGAUGCUGCGCAUCAACUACCGCUCCAUCCCGGCCGUACUGUCGCUGUACAAUGAUUUGUUUUACGGCAGCACGCUCCAGCCGUACCGGCCCGCCGUGACCGAGCAGGAGGUUGAGCUGAUCGCUGCCGUGCGGGACAUUUUGCGAAUGGAACCGACGACCGACGCAAACACUGCCCGGGAUGGGUUCUUCUUCUGCGGUAUCAAUGGCACGAACAAACAGUCGCCCGAAAGCCCGUCCUGGUUCAAUCCGGCCGAGGCGUGCAUGGUGCACAAGAUCGUGGAACGGUUGUACAGGGGCGGAAGGUGCGGUCCGGACGAUAUCGGCAUUAUUACCCCGUACGUGAUGCAGGUGCGUAGCAUCAGGCGCAUUUUCGAUGCGGCAUCACUCGAAUCGCCCAAGAUUGGCUCGGUGGAAGAGUUCCAGGGACAGGAGCGCAAGGUGAUCAUUCUGUCGGCGGUACGAUCGUCCGCGGUGUUUUUGGCACGCGAUGCUACCGCGAAACUCGGAUUUAUUGCGGCCCCGAAGCGCAUCAAUGUGGCCAUUUCGCGUGCGAAGGUGGUGCUGGUAGUCGUAGGCAACCCGCACCUGCUGGCAACGGACGACAUUUGGGGCAGUUUGCUGCAGCGUGCGGUGAACGGUAAGACGUACUGUGGCUGUUCGCUUCCAUCGACCCUUAUGGAGCGAUCGCGUGAUGUUGCCAUGGCGAACCGACAGAAAAGCAUCCAAGGAGGCGGGCACAAUCUUUUGCAGCGCCAGUACGACGAUGACGACGAGGAUGAGACCGAGCAAUAUUGAUUGGCGGGCGGAAAGUUUGUUUGAACUAAAAUGCAAUUUGUAUUAAACAACCGAUGCGCGGGAUAAGGACACGGAUUUGACAUCCCGCGAUGGAAUGGGAAGGAAAUACGUUGAAAUUUAAUUAUGUUGGUAUUUUUAUUCUACACUUCUUUAGUUGAUGUUUUUUUUUUUUUGGUUCUUUGCUGAAUACCCUCUUUGAAUAACUAGAUUUAUCCUACUGUUUUCGGUGUUUCCCUUCACUUCAUGUUCAUGCCUUCUCGCGUUGCGUUACUGUUACCACUUUAAGACAGGUUCUGUUCCGGAAUUCCAUAAUAGCUGCGUCUCAAACAUGUUGUCACUCGAUCGGCACGAAAGCUUCUGUAAGAAAUGACCCAUUCGAGAUGAGCAUUAAUCUCCGGUUUGGCUUUUGUUUUUGUAAACUGAGGGAAACCCCUAAACCCAAGAAACUGUUUUGUGAAUAAAACUUUUGAUAAGCAUUA